Cavia porcellus (domestic guinea pig) is the source of this 6354-nucleotide messenger RNA. It is a transcript of the gene Upf3a, whose product is annotated as UPF3A regulator of nonsense mediated mRNA decay. The transcript has 9 exons. Lineage: Eukaryota; Metazoa; Chordata; Mammalia; Rodentia; Caviidae. Gene Ontology annotation, cellular component: nucleolus; cytoplasm. Gene Ontology annotation, molecular function: telomeric repeat DNA binding. The record is from RefSeq and is a predicted model, not a curated record. Gene Ontology annotation, biological process: nuclear-transcribed mRNA catabolic process, nonsense-mediated decay; positive regulation of translation. The coding region runs from base 41 to 1333 and encodes 430 amino acids.
UAUCGCGAGGUUUUGUGCGGUAGCUGGCGGCGGGUACGGGAUGCGGUCGGAGGAGACUUCUAGAGGCUUAGGCGCGGCGGUUACUGCUCGUAGUCCAGGCGGACAGGAGAAGCUAUCGGCCGCGGAGGCCCAGUUCCUCCGGGAAUCUCCUUGGCGAGAUCCUCAGACACCGCCAGCUUUGUCCUUUAUCUCUGAAGGCGGGAUCGUGAAACCUCGCGAGGAGAAGACGGCGCUGAGAAAGGUGGUCCUGCGGCGGCUGCCUCCAGGCCUCACGAAGGAGCAGCUGGAGGAGCAGCUGCGCCCGCUGCCCGCGCACGACUACUUCGAGGUGGCUGGCGCGGACCUCAGCCUUUAUCCAUAUCUCUACUCAAGAGCAUACAUUAAUUUUAGGAAUCCCGAUGACAUCCUUCUGUUCAGAGAUCGUUUUGAUGGAUAUGUCUUUAUGGGCAGUAAAGGCGUGGAGUAUCCUGCCGUGGUAGAGUUUGCCCCAUUCCAGAAGGUAGUCAAGAAGAAGCUGAAAAAGAGAGAUGCCAAGAUAGGGAGCAUCGAAGAUGAUCCAGAGUAUAAGCAGUUUUUAGAAACUUACAGCAUGGAAGAGGAAAGAACCAGUGCCAAUCCUGAACUUCUUCUGGAAGAGAUAGAGGCAAAGACAAGAGAACUUGUUGCUAGAAGGACCACACCUCUAUUGGACUAUAUUAAAAACAGAAAAUUAGAAAAGCAGAGAAUUCGAGAGGAGAAGCGGGAAGAGCGAAGGAGGAGGGAGUUAGAAAAGAAACGUUUGCGGGAGGAGGAAAAAAGAAAAAGACGAGAAGAAGAAAGGUACAAGAGGAAAGAGGCAGAUAAACAAAAGAUAACGGUUGAGACAGAAAUGAGGAUUAAGCUUCUUAAGAAACCAGAACACGAAGAAGAACCAGACACAGAAAAGCAAAAAGAAAAAGGUGAAGAAGUCAGCAUUGAAGGUGGAAAACAGGAAACUUGUGCCCUCUGUACUUUUGUGAGAGCCAGGCCCUCAGAGAAACCAGUGGGGGCAUGUAAGGAGAAGUCACAGGAUGACAAUGACAAAGAGCAGAAAGACUUGGAGAGAAGAAUCCAAGGACUUGAAAUGCCAGAAUGCUACUCAGAUGAUGGCAGAAAGCACAGUGGUCACUCUGAGUUUGACAGGUUUCCUAGAAGGAAUGACGAUGAACUGAGAUGGGGGAAGAGGAUUCACCCAAGACAGAGGGAAGACGGGGAGCCAGGAGAAGGGCAUCCCUCUGAAGACAGCAGAGAGCCUGAACAGGAAGCAGCAGGGGUUUUACAGCCUGGCAUCUGGAAGGGAGUGCCCAGGAAAUAGGGCCUUGUAAUCUACUUUUGUCAACCCUGAGUGAGCAUUGCUUCUGCAGACUCACAACCACUGUUUCUAAACACAUUUUCUUAUUAAAUCAUACAGGAGUCUGCUUAGCUGUGUUAAGGUCCAGAAUUAUACCCUGACUAUCUGAGGUCCCAGCUCACAUUACUUCUGACAGUCUCAGGGCCUCUGCAGUGAUGUCUCUUGGGGCAUUCUUUUUUUUUUUGUCUUUUUCCUUUUUAUCGGUACCAGGGAUCGAACUCAUGACUGUCUGUUGCAAGGCAGGCGCUUAUGCCGCUGAGCUAAAUCCCCAGCCCCUCUUGGGGCAUUCUUGCUCAUGCAGAUCCUGGAGGUGGCCCUGGGGUGAACCUGCCAUGACCUGCCCUCAGAGAAGCAAGUUGUUUCUCACCAAGAAUUUUGUUUAGUAUAAAGCUAGAAUUUUAGAGUUUACUUUGAAUGAGAUUAUAACAUCUUAAAUUAGGAAAAUACAACCUUCUAUGGAUGCUUCUGUGUUACUGACCAUGAGCACUUUAAGCCUGUUCUGCGAAGGUGUGGACACAGUACAGGGCCUGACCAACAGAUUUUGUUUUUAAAGUUUGCAUUUGGUCAUGUCUACCCAGAGAAACAUUACAGGUGAUAGCAUCAUACUCCUGGGGCCAGUUUCCACCCUGGAGCUAUGUCUGCAUUCUGCAUGAUUGUGGCAUCUUAAGAAUAUAUUACAAAUGAGAAUAUAGUGUGACUUCCUCAGCCAGUUUUCCUCACUCACUUCUUCAGACCCUUCCUGGUUGCUACACGUGAACGAUAUUGUUAACCUGUCUAGGAAAGGCCACACUGAGACCUCAGGAGAACCUUCUGGCCUUCACCUGUGACCCCAGUGUCUUCAUGUUCACAUGACCACAUCACUUGUACCUGCCUCUGUGUUUGAACAGUAAUGGGUGGUUUGGAUGCCUGCAUACCUGAGUAGAGCCCAUAAAGACUCCUGCCUGACUGAACUUGGCAUGUGACAGCAAGGCACUGUGGUAUAACUUCCUCUAAGAGGUCUAGCAAGGGACACUUUCAAACUUAGACUUUGUCCCUAUCUAUGUAUACAGACAGCAUCCUUGGUGGUGGUAGUGGGCUUGCGCAUAUGUCUUUGGGGCCUGCUGAGUCACUGAUGGUGACUUGGGGAUCCAUGCACAGCCCAGGAAUAGUCAAGGUGAGUGUAGAAUCCUAGAAAGACAAAGCAGUGGGGUCUGGUCACAAGAUUCCUGCUAGGGUGCUCCUGGGCUCCUGUGGUGGCUGGAGAAGAUGCAGGGAUUUGGAGCUGGAAUUAGGGUCCUUUGCAAGGUGAGGUUGUCUGGCCUGGCGCAGGGAAGAGUUGUCCUCAGUGUUAGCAGUGGAGCUUUUAGAAUCACUGCUUCUCUGGCUCUUGCUGUCCUCAUGCCAUACAGCAUAUGCUUUUCAUGUCCUUAUUCAGUCAUUGUUUUUAGUCUGUCUCCAGUAGCUUAGUAAAAUGCAGGCAAGUAUUAUCCAAAGGGGACCCCACAGCCUGUGAUUGCUGGUUAUAUACAAAAGUAUUUGUACAGUACCUGUACACAUCUUCCCAGGUGCUUUAUUUUUUGUUUUGUUUUGUUUUUUGGUACCAGGAAUCACACUCAUGACUUUGCACUUGCCAAGCAUGCACUUAAGCCACUGAGCUAAGUCCCCAGCCCUUCCUAGUUACUUUAAAUCACCUGUGGGUUACUAAUAUUUUGUAAAUGCCAUCUAAGUACUUGUACUUAGAGAAUGAUGACUUUAAAAGUCUGUGCAAACUACCGGCUUGAUUUUCAUCUCAGUUGGCCAUAUCUACAAAUGUGGGAGCAGAGAUACAGAGGCCCCACUGACCCACACUGGUUGUUACUAAUGUUAAUGGCUGUUCUAGCUCACAUACCCAAAAGCUGUCUUUGGCAUCCAUGCCUAGUGUUCCAGACCUAGUGUUAUCCAGAAAUCCAUCAAGUCACUAUGACUGGUCAAGAACAGUCUGCCUAAGAGUCAGGGAUUUAGCUCAGCAGCAUAAGCAUCUGCCUGACAGACAUGAGGUUGUGUUUUUAUCCCUGGUACCAAAAAUAAGUAAAAGAGCAGUCUGCCUCUGUGCAGUAGCCCCUAGUGUGUAGUCAUACAUGCCCGUUGCUUGACCACUAGGUCCAUGCUUAGUUGAACCAAACAUGAAAUGACAAAUAUGGCACAGGGUUAUUUCUCACUUUGUGGUUACAGGGCACCUGGACAGAUGGUAGAAAUCAUCCUGUUUGGGGUAAGGUUUUGCUUAGUUUAAAUUGUGCCUCUAUCUCCAAAUGGGCAUGUUGAAGUGUUACUAUCACUGUGCUUGCAAUAGGUUAAAUGGUGUCAUGAGGUGGACACUGCUCUGACAGGACUUAACGGGUACUUACAAAAAGAGCAGAAAGUAGGGUGUGGUGCGGAUGCCUAGUAACACUGGUAAGCUAAGGAGAAAUACAUUUUUUCAAAGAAAAGUUUCAAAACAAUCCAGACAACAACGGUAUGAACAUUGCACAUUGCCAUGCCUCCCAGAGUACAAGACAUCUGCAUUCAGUUGUCCAAAGUGCAAACCUUUCUCUUCAAUGAACUCAGAGAAAUCAGUAUAACUGUAUUAACUACUAUGUAUAUACAGUUUCAGCUCACACUAGUGAAACAGUACGAUGUUUACACGUGUGUCUGAUUUAUUUUACUUAAACACAUUUUCACAUUCAUUUACCUAUGAAAGUCUCUAGUUUGUCCUUUAUGGCUGAAUAGUAGUCCAUUGUAUAAAAGUACCACAUCUUUUUAAUCCAUUCCUCCUCAGUUGAUGGGCAUUUAGGUUAUUCCCAAGAUCUAGCUAUUACAAAUUAUUCUGCUGUAAACAUGGGAGCACAUAUAUCUCUCUGAUAUGAUGUUUUUAAUUGUUCCGGAAAGAUACCUAGAAGGGGAAUAAGUGGUUGAAUGGGACCUCUAAUCCUAGUUUUUUGAGGUAUUGCCACACUGAUUUCCAAAGUAGUUGUACCAGUCCAGACUCCCACCAACACUAGAGUUCCUUUUUCCCACACAGCCCCUCCAGCAUUUAUUAUUGCUUGAUUUCUUAAUAAUAGCCAUCCUUUCUAGGAUGAAGUAGAAUCUGAGUUUUUGUUUCUUUGGUACCAGGGAUCAAACUCAUGACCUCAUGCUUUCCAAGCAGGUGCUUAUACCACUGAGCUAAAUCCCUGGCCCCUCUCUCUCGAAUGACUAGUGAUGAACAUUUUUUCAUAUAUCUAUUUGUGCUUAAGAGACACAAUUUUGAGCUCACCCUGGAGGAUUGAGAAACUUCAUGGAUCCUACCUCAGAAAUAUAAAGGGCUGAGGCUGCAGCUCAGGGCAAUUACUUAAAAGCAACCCUUAGUGGUGGCUCAAGAGGCCAAGAUGCUAAAAAUUCCCAUCAGACUUAAGGGGGGGGGGAAGGACUCUAGAAUGAAUUACGUGCUACUUUCUUGCCCCCUAACUAUGGACCCCUUAGGACUGAAUAAUAGUCUCUUCCCAAAACAUUGAAAAAACACCAGUGAGAAAACCUCAAUGUCUUCAGAAAUGCUUUACUGCAAUUAAAAUGGAUUUGUUGUGUUCUGAAAAGUGCCCCUAAAGGAUGUCUACAUGUCAAUUCCUAGAACUUACAGAAAAGAAUCUUGGCAGGUGGAUUAAGUUGAGGUUGAUUAUCCUAGGUUGUCCAGAUAAGCCACACAGGUGGGAUGGUGUAAUGUGCAGAUAAAGGUGUAAUGUGCGGGAUAGGGGCUUGUGUUAUACCCUCAGGGACACCUACAACCACAAGAGGCUGGAAGAGCCAGGAAAUGGGUUCUCCCCAGCCCAGAAGGGGCAUGGCUCUAGCAAUACCUUGGUUUUGGCUCUGUUGAGACUGAAGCAGACUUCUGACCUCCACAGCUGUAAAGAGAACAAAUUUCUAUUAAUGCAAGCAUCCCUCAUCAUUUUAAAAAAUGUACAAUCUGAUAAGGUUGAUUGAUUGAUUCUGGGGAUUAAAUUCAGGGGCUUUGCAAUGAACUAUAUCCCUGCCUCCACCCCUUUUUCAGACCAAGUCUAACUGAGUUGCCCAGGGUGGGCUUGAACUUGGGACCCUCCUGUCUCAGCAUUUUAGGUUCCUGGGAUUCCAGGCAUGCCCCACCAUGUCCCUCUCUUUUAAGUCCCUAAAUCUGUAGCUUCUAAUACAGAUUCCCUGAUUAGAGAAAGAAAAUCUAGGAGUUGAGUCAAAACUGGCAAGUUUACCAUUGCUAUCAGAAUGGCCUAGCUCCCAUGUUUGGUUUUAUUAAUCUCAGAGUAAUGGGGUGAAACAUGAGCUGCACACUAAAUUCCUAGUUGAUUUACAUAGCUAAAAUCCAUUUAAGGUCUGGGGAAUAUAGGCCUGAUCAGAGGCCUAUCAGACAGAGACAUGGCCCUUCAUCCAAUUUCUAGACAAGUCUAAAGUCACUCACACAGACACUUUAAAUGAUCAGGAAAGAACUUUCUAAGAAUAUACAGUUGUGCACUGCUGAGAUUGGGAGAAGAGCAAGGACAGGAAGCAACAGAAAAUCACAGGGACAAGAACUGAAAAACCAGACAUCAAACAAGCACUGUUAAAGGAUCAGAAAGCCAACACAUAGAAGUCACCCUAUCCCUUCCCAUCCAUGCACAAAACCAAAGGUACAAGAGCCUGAGUUGCAUCCAACUUCACUUGCAUUGCAGGGUUUUAAAUUUUUUUUUUUUCAUUUUAGAGACUAACAUAAAACAAACCAAAACAAUGGGAACAAUAUUGGACUUCAAAACCAAGACAGUAGGAAAUCAACCAUAGUUACUGCAGUGCACACUGUUAUCCCCUAAAUAGAUGCUCAGACUACCAGACAUAGGGUAUGCAGAGUCGACCAAUGGCACAAGCGCUAAGUUGUUUCUUCAUUUGCCAUUAGCUCAGAAAUUUCAGGUGUGUGGCUUCUUACGUCCUCUAUGCCUAUGCUGAACUUUCUCUGGACAAGAUAUAGGCAUGCAAAAUUAAACAAUAUAAGCUAA